AUGGAUAAGAAUACUGUGAAAAACCAUAGCAUGGGCACUGGUAGACCCAUGAAAGACAUCAACAACCACCACAAGGUCAAAGAUUUAUGGGAUUGUAGCAGUGGAAGCCAUGGAGAAGAAGCUUUUCUUAGUGGGUUUUCGUGGCCUCCAAGAUUUUACACUUGUAGUUUCUGCAAAAGAGAGUUCAAAUCAGCUCAAGCUCUUGGUGGCCACAUGAAUGUCCACAGGAGAGACAGAGCCAGGUUGAGACAGUCACCUCCAAGAGAUGGCCAGUUUUCUGUUCUUAACCUUGAUCUUGACCCAAACCCUAGCCUUUACUCAAACCCUAAACCUAAUUUCUCUUCUUCAUUGCAAUCAUCAUCUCCUUCAACAAUGUUCCCACCCUUCACUUCCUCAUUACCCCCAUUGGUCUCUCCCUCUCUCUCCUAUUUAUCUUCACCCUCAUCUGCCUCUCCUACCGAAAUCAGGCAUCACUUAAGCCCGACAGGUGAAGAUUAUAGAAAGAUUAAAAGUACAAAAACCCUUUUUGGAGUUGGAGAAAUCAAUGGCUUGAGAGAUGAAAAAGAAUGUAAGAUUGCGAAGAAGGCAGAGAUUGUUAGGUUGGACUUGGAGAUUGGCUUGCUUAAUGAUUCAGAGGAGGAUUUGGAUUUGGAACUUCGGCUCGGGUACUCUUAG
Molecule: messenger RNA, 675 nt
Organism: Ilex paraguariensis (yerba mate)
Lineage: Eukaryota; Viridiplantae; Streptophyta; Magnoliopsida; Aquifoliales; Aquifoliaceae
Source: the annotation of a GenBank genome assembly